AUGGCGACGAAAACAGAUACAAUGGAGAAAGAACCCUCUAUGGAGGCAUUCAAGCUCCUACCGAACAACACCAAUCCGAAUUGGAUCAAAGACAGGGGGCUGCGUAAAUUGAACUUGGGUAUUGUGUUCAUGUUCUCAACUGCUUCGUCGGCGGGAUAUAUCGGAAAUCUUGUGAAUAGCUUGCUUAUGCUGCCUGAGUUUGGUAGCAUCAUUGGCGGGCUCAAUCCCAAUAUAAUUGGGUUGAUCAUUGCUGCCACCUCUCUGGGGGCGUUCAUCUCUUUUGCACCAGCCUCGCAUAUUGCGGAUAGACUCGGACGAAAGACAUGUGUUUGCAUUGGUUCCAGUAUUGUCAUCGUGGGAGCAAUCAUUCAAACCGCAGUAAAAAGCCACUGGGCCUUUUUUGGCACGAGAGUCUUGUCAGGUAUAGGGAUGGGAAUCACCCAGACUGGAGCUCCUCUCCUGGCCACUGAGAUUGCACACCCUCGACAGCGACAGACGGCCACGGCUCUCUACAAUGCAUCCUGGUGUUUGGGCGCGAUUGGCUCGGCAGUGGUUACAUAUGCAACCAUAGGAAUAGCCAACAGUUGGUCGUGGAGAGUUCCUUGUCUGUUACAAAUGUUGUAUCCAUUGUUCCAGAUCCUAGGUCUCAUACUGUUUGUGCCUGAAAGCCCAAGAUGGCUUGUAUCUAAAGGAAGAAAAGAUGAAGCCCUAGCUAUUCUGGGGAAGUACCACGCGAAUGGAGAUACAGACGACGAGCUGGUACAGUAUGAGUACCGUUUGAUAUGCAGUACGAUCACAGCCGAGAUUACCAAUACCAGGGAUUGGAGCUCCUUCUUCUCGUCAAAAGGUGAUAUGCACCGAUUGGCGAUUUGUGUAUUAGUUGGGCUCAUGCAAGAAUGGGCUGGAAAUGGCCUCCUGUCCUACUACCUCGCGCCAAUUCUCAGAUCGGUGGGUGUCACCAAGGCAGCCGACCAAGCAGCUGUGAACGUUAGCCUCAAUACCUGGAACUUCCUCCUUGCGGCAACCGGUGCACUUGCAUCGGAGCGAUACGGCCGUCGCAUUUUAUGGCUUAUUUCCACGGGGGCCAUGAUUAUCUUCCUGUCCAUGUCCACCCUGGCUGCGGGUCUGUUCGCCGAAAGACAUCUUCCUGCGGCUGGGAUAGCUGUGAUUCCACUGUUAUUUUUGUUUAUCGGAGCAUACGACAUUGCUUAUGCGCCUUUGUUCAUCUCGUAUCUAGCUGAGAUCCUACCUUUCCAGCUGCGUGCCAAGGGUAUUGCUGUCACUCUUUCAGUGGAUGCUGUGGCGUGUUUCUUCAACCAAUAUGUGAACCCGGUGGCGUUUACGGCGAUUGCAUGGAAGUAUUACUUUGUCUUUCUUGGGUGUCUGGUCAUAUUCCUGGUUCUUAUAUACUUCCUCUUUCCUGAGACAAAAGGGCGGUCUUUGGAAGAAGUUGCUAUGAUCUUCGACAAGGAAAGUGAAUCGGAGAGUGAGAGUGACAGUAAACAGACAAAAUAG
Molecule: messenger RNA, 1515 nt
Organism: Penicillium coprophilum
Lineage: Eukaryota; Fungi; Ascomycota; Eurotiomycetes; Eurotiales; Aspergillaceae
Exons: 3
Coding region: 1-1515 (504 amino acids)
Biological process (GO): carbohydrate transport; transmembrane transport
Cellular component (GO): membrane
Molecular function (GO): carbohydrate:proton symporter activity
Source: RefSeq, a predicted model, not a curated record